This is a messenger RNA of Apodemus sylvaticus (European woodmouse), 537 nucleotides long. Its product is annotated as mitochondrial intermembrane space import and assembly protein 40-like. The coding region runs from base 1 to 537 and encodes 178 amino acids. The record is from RefSeq and is a predicted model, not a curated record. The transcript is spliced from 3 exons. Lineage: Eukaryota; Metazoa; Chordata; Mammalia; Rodentia; Muridae. Gene Ontology annotation, biological process: protein import into mitochondrial intermembrane space. Gene Ontology annotation, molecular function: protein-disulfide reductase activity. Gene Ontology annotation, cellular component: mitochondrial intermembrane space.
AUGGAUGCUAAAGGCUGGGAGCCUCCCAGCCCGAGGAAGCAAACACCCUUCUCGGGAAAUGACAUUGGCUAUGUCCAAAGCUGCGCCUGCUGCCUCUGCCAGCAGCGAGCAUCAGGAACAACCAAGUCCUACUGCCAGCAGGAAGGGAAAGAUCGGAUCAUAUUUGUGACCAAGGAAGACCAUGAAACUCCUAGCAGUGCCGAGCUGGUGGCUGAUGACCCCAAUGAUCCCUGUGAGGAGCACGGGUUGAUGCUGCCUAACGGAGAUAUUAACGGGAAUUGCCCAUGUCUUGGGCAACUGGUCAGCGGCCCUUGUGGGGAGCAGUUCAAGUCUGCCUUUUUCUGUUUCCACUACAGCACAGAGAAUAUCAAGGGAUCAGACUGUAUAGACCAGUUCCGGGCCAUGCAAGAAUGCAUGCAGAAAUAUCAGAACCAUUAUCUCCAAGAUGAGAAUGAGGAAGAGGAGGCAAAGCCAGUGGAUCCGGUGGAGGAGACAGCUGGGGUCUCUGUAGCCAAAGAGCAGGGGUCAAGCUCCUGA